Messenger RNA from Amphibalanus amphitrite, 697 nucleotides. RefSeq names its product C-type lectin domain family 4 member G-like. The coding region runs from base 89 to 574 and encodes 161 amino acids. The transcript is spliced from 2 exons. The record is from RefSeq and is a predicted model, not a curated record. Lineage: Eukaryota; Metazoa; Arthropoda; Thecostraca; Balanomorpha; Balanidae. Gene Ontology annotation, molecular function: signaling receptor activity.
CGCGUUUCCCGUGUGGCCUGCGAUAUGGCUGGCGCCCCACUGCCGCCCAGCGCCAGUUUUCACCGGAGCCGACCCGCAGAGAGACGCCAUGACCUGUAUAGGGUGGCGCGGCGCGGCCGCCGCUCUGCUGCUGCUGACCGGCCCACUGGCGCGCGCCGUGCCGCCGCCGUGUCCCAACACAAGCUGGGUGGAGUCGCCCGCCGGCGACUGCUUCCUGCCCCUGCACCUGCAGUCGCCCGUGACGGCCGACCAGGCGCUGGCGCUCUGCACAGAUGCGGCGCCGGGAUCGUACCUGCCCGAGACGCUCGAUCCAGAGACAAACUUCAUAGUGCAGAUGGUGGCCGAGCAGGAUGUCGGCGUCAGUCGGUGGGUCUGGCUGGGACUGCGGCGUCCCUCCGAGUGGGACGACUUCGCCUGGCCGUCCGGCGCGCCGCUGGUGUUCGAGUACUGGGCGUCCGGCAGCCCGAGCGACUGGCCCGACAACUGCGUCUACAUGUUCAGCGACGGCACCUGGGACAACGGCAGCUGCCACUCAGACGCCCACUACGUCAUCUGUCAGACCAGGGCACAGUGAUGCCACUUGGCUUACACGACUACACUGAGGUCACGUGACAGGCCAAGAUACCUACCGUGCAUGAUAUGGUGAAAUGGAGAAUAUGAUCUUUCUUAUUUCUUGAAGAAAAUGAUUCGACCAUCA